CCAAGUUUUUACUUCAAUUCUUUCCAAUUCCACUUUUUAAACAUUACGACUCAAAUCCGCAUCAUGUCCACCACCACCCCCGACAAAGACAACACCUUCCGCAAAUACGCGCCCGAAGCAGCAGCCCGCUACCGCAGCUUCCGUAUCCCUUACCCCCCCACACUCAUCAACACCGUCAUCGACACCCACAAAUCCACCGGCGGCCACCUCGACACCCUCCUCGACGUCGGCUGCGGCCCCGGCACCGCAACCCACUCCCUCGCGCCCCUGUUCCAACACGCCUACGGCGCCGACCCGGGGCCCGCCAUGGUCGAAGCCGCGCAAAAGGACGCACCCAUCACCGCAUCCGGCGCCCCCGUGCAAUUCUUCGUCUCAACCGCCGAAGACCUGCUCACCUCGAUCCCAGAGAUCAAACCUGGGACCGUCGAUCUGAUCACCGCGGCGACGGCGGCGCACUGGUUCAAGCUGCCCGGCUUCUACGCCGCCGCGGCGGAACUGCUGAAGCCAGGCGGGAGCAUCGCGAUGUGGUGCACCGGCCCGCAGUACUGCGACCCGUACACGACGCCGAACGCGGUGGCGGUGCAGGCGGCGAUUGACAAGCUGCAGGAAGAGGUGAUUGCACCGUUUGAGGUGGAGGGGAAUCGGUUGUGCCAUGAUCUCUAUGCGAAGUUGGAUCUGCCGUGGACGAUUAAAGAUGCGGAUGCGAAGACGCAAGCGGGGUUGAAUGAGUUCGAUGAGGGGGGGUUUCAGAGGAUUGUGUUUAAUGAGGGGGGGAAGUUGGAACCCGGAGAGGAGUUUGUGAGGGGGAUGAAGCAUGCGUCGCUGGAGAUGACGAAGAAGGUGUGGAGUACGGCGAGCCCGGUGCAGCGGUGGCGGGAGGCGCAUAAGGAGCAGGUGGAGAAGGGCGAGGUGGAGGAUUGUUUGGAUCGGAUGGUGAGGGUGGUGAAGGAGGCGAUGGGGGAGGUGGAGGAGGGGAAGGGGAGGGAUUGGAUUGAUGGGGGGAGUUCGCUUGUUCUGCUGGUGAUUAAGAAGAAGACUGCUCACAUGAGCGCUUCCUACGUUCUGCUGCCAGGCUACUUAAGCUCUUCAAUCUAUGCGACAGCAUCGAUCGUUAUGGGUGGAGAAAUCGGUCAGCGUUUCAAACACACAGCUUACAUUCAUGGAAUGUUCUCUGCGGCCCAGUGUUGGGUGCAAAAAACACAUUCACGUGAUUCAAUGGUGCAGACUCGCGAAGUCUAG
Mytilinidion resinicola is the source of this 1239-nucleotide messenger RNA. RefSeq names its product methyltransferase domain-containing protein. The coding region runs from base 64 to 1239 and encodes 391 amino acids. Gene Ontology annotation, molecular function: S-adenosylmethionine-dependent methyltransferase activity. Lineage: Eukaryota; Fungi; Ascomycota; Dothideomycetes; Mytilinidiales; Mytilinidiaceae. The record is from RefSeq and is a predicted model, not a curated record. The transcript is spliced from 2 exons.